Messenger RNA from Mollisia scopiformis, 1838 nucleotides. RefSeq lists its product as uncharacterized. Gene Ontology annotation, molecular function: hydrolase activity, hydrolyzing O-glycosyl compounds. Gene Ontology annotation, biological process: carbohydrate metabolic process. The coding region runs from base 1 to 1722 and encodes 573 amino acids. NCBI's taxonomy places the organism in Eukaryota, Fungi, Ascomycota, Leotiomycetes, Helotiales, Mollisiaceae. The record is from RefSeq and is a predicted model, not a curated record. The transcript has 4 exons.
AUGUUUCUUCAAGCUCUGUCAGUAUUAGGACUUCUGGUUACCCGUAGUCUGUCAGCCAAUUCAACAUAUCACAAUCCUAUGCUGCCAGGGUUCCACCCUGAUCCUAGUUGUAUUUUUGUUCCUGACUGGGAAAAUACGUUCUUCUGUGCUUCUUCAAGUUUUCUGGUGUUUCCUGGAAUUCCUAUACACGCAAGCCGUGAUUUGAGGUCCUGGAAGCUGAUAAGUAAUGCCCUAAAUAGACCAGAGCAGCUGCCAGGAUUGAAUACCGCGAAAAGAGCAACAAGUGGGAUCUGGGCGCCAACAUUGAGAUAUCGAGAUGGGACGUUCUAUUUGGUCACGACUCUGGUCUAUGAUGACUAUCCGCAGAAUGCCAGCAAUAGAUUCGACAACUUUGUGAUUACCACCACUAAUCCAUACAACUCUUCUGCAUGGUCCCAGCCUGCCCACUUCAAUUUCUCCGGCUACGAUACUUCGCCGUUCUGGGAUGAUGAUGGCCAAGUGUAUGUGACAGGAACGCAUGCUUGGCAGAUCCAGCCUGGGAUUCAAGCAUUUACACUUGACAUUGAAACCGGAAGCGUCGGAGAGAUCAUCAACAUUUGGAAUGGAACUGGGGGCAGUUCGCCCGAAGGUCCUCAUAUCUAUCGCAAAGACGGAUACUUCUAUCUCAUGAUCGCAGAAGGUGGCACCGGAUCAGGUCACAUGGCUACGAUCGCCAGGUCUCAAAACAUCCUCGGUCCUUACGAUUCUAAUCCCCAUAAUCCAGUUUUGACUGCAGUCAAUAGCACGAGAUAUUUUCAAGAUGUGGGUCAUGCUGAUCUAUUUCAGGAUGGCGACGACAACUGGUGGGCUGUCGCGCUUUCAGUGAGGCAAGCCCCGGAUGGCAGCUAUCCUAUGGGAAGAGAAACGACCUUGACUCCUGUUACGUGGGAAGAAGGACAAUGGCCAGUCUUUACGAAUGUCACAGGACACAUGAACGGUUGGCAUCUUGACAACGACCUUCCUGUGGCAGGUGGAGAAGGAUCUUUGGUGAACUCAAGCGAACAUCUAAACUUCGGAGCGAACUCUUCAUUCCCACUAGAACUGGUGCAUUGGCGCUUCCCAAUUGACUCCAGCUACGUUAUCUCACCACCAGGUCACAACAACACGCUUCAGCUUACUUCGUCCAUUGCGAAUCUAACAGGUAGUGAUGGCCGAUCUGCUGAGUCUCUUGGUCAAACAUUUAUUGGCCAUCGCCAAACCCAUACCUGCUUCACAUUUAGCUCCACCUUCGAUGUAACAUCUGUUCAAGCUGAGGAAGAAGAGGUCGGAGUGACAGUAUUUCUGGAUCAACUCCACCAUUAUGACCUCGGAAUCGUCAUGCUUCCCAACCAAACCACGAAUUCUUCCACUCUAUCACCAUACUUCCGAGUCCGCGGCAUCACGACUGUUCCAGCUUUCCUAUCUUCUGAUAUCGCUGUCGCUCCUGUGCCGGCAGCAUGGGUGUCUAGCCACCUUACCUUCGAGAUUAGAGCGUCCAACAUGACCCAUUAUACAUUAUCGGUUGGACCAGCUGGGAAGCAGAGCCAGGUGAUGGAUAUUGGGUUCGCGCCUGGGCUUGGAUUGACUUGGGGUUUCACUGGUGCUCUCCUUGGUGUAUAUGCAACGACGAAUGGGGCAACUGGACAAUUUCAAACGUAUAUCUCUGAUUGGAAGUAUGAAGGACUGGGGCAAGUGAUUGAAUAAGCGCGGAGCACAUAUCUAAAUAAUUGCUUGAUCUUCCUGACAAAUUAUCAAACAACUAGUUGCAGUGACUGCCAUGCUGGUGGAAAGAAGGAUUACUACAAAAAAUCUAAUUGGGC